AUGAAUCAAAUAAUUUGUGGAAUUCUAAAAAGUACUCAUCCAUUAACAGUAAAACAACAAUUAUUGGAACGUAUUCGAUCAACAUAUCUACAAACUCCUUGUUCAGCAACAAUUCCAAUAAUUGAUCGAACAUGUUAUUAUAUUAUAAAUUAUAUUCGUGAAAUAACAUUAACAAAAAUUGAUAAUGAUACAUUAAUUUUUUGUCGUAUUUGUCUACAAUGUUGUCAUAAUCCUGAAUGUAUUUGUUUAAUUGCUGAACAUUUAAUAAAUGAUUCACAUAUUGAUUUAUCUAUAUCAUUUGUCCAAUUAUUAAGUGAUUGUUUACCAAUUGAAAUUGGUCGACCAUUUUUAGAACGUGCUGUUUUUGAAAGACAUGAAUUAAAUAAUGAAGCAUUACGUUUUAUAUUAUAUUUAAUAACUAAAAAUCAUCAAUUAACAAAUGCACAACGAACAAUAUUUUAUAUAAAAUUAGUUGAAUUAGUUUUAUUUCGUUUACGUACAUUAGAUUAUUCAAUUGAACAAGUUGAAUUAUUUUGUAAACAAUUAUCAUCAACAAUUCAAGAAUUAUGUUAUGAUAAUAAUAAUAAUCAUAAACAAUCUAAUGAUUUAUUAAAUGAUAUUGUUAAUGGUGUAACAAGUGGUUUAUUAACAUGUUUAGCUGAUUCAACAACAACAAAUGAACCAUCAACAGCAUUAGCUAAUAUUAUUGAUUUAUUACAAGAAUGUCCAAAUGAAAAUUUACUUGAUUCAUUUAUUUUAACUAUUGAUGAUGAUCGUUUAGUAUUAUGUCUAAAUCGUUUAGCUCGUGUUUUUUGUUGGCCAUGUUCAACAACAAAACCAUCACAAUGGCUUGUUUCAAUUUGGAAAUUAUUAUUUAAACGUGAACGUGAAAUGCUUGUUGCACAUUCAGCAUCAUCAUCAAUUAUUUCAGAUCUUAUUUCAAUGAUUGGUAAUCCAUCAUGUUAUCAAAAUGUUGUUCCAGCACUAUGUUGGAUAUUUGUUAAUCAACCAUUUCAUUUACAAACUUUUGCAAGUAGUUUACAAAGUGAAAUACUUCAACUUGUUAUUAAUAAUCCAAAUUUUCUUAAUGAUAAUAUUGAAAUGAAUAAUCUUGUUGAAAGUGUUCGUUAUGGACUUAAAAGUUUAUUAAAUAAUGAAGAUUAUUUACUUGAUCAUGAUUUAUUCAAUAAUUUACUUCAAAGCCUUCCGAAAUUAAAUUCAGCUUAUGCAAAAAAUAUUCAAUUAAUGAAAUGUAAAUCAUCAUCAAUAGAAAAUAAUUCAAAUGAAAUAACUAUUCGUUUACAUGAUAAAGUUGGUUUAGUUAAUAUUGGAAAUACAUGUUAUUUGAAUGCUAUUAUGCAAGCUUUAUAUGCUUGUACAAAAUUUCGAAUGUGUGUAUUGAAUUGUGAUAUAUUAUCAUCAAAUAAUGAAUUAUUAAAAUCAUUACAAAAUUUAUUUGCUUUUUUGGCACUUUCACAAAGACCAUAUUAUCGACCUGAAAAAUUUUGGCUUCAAGCUAAACCAUCUUAUUUUGAACGUAAUCAACAACAAGAUUGUCAAGAAUUUCUCAGACAUUUACUUGAUUCACUUCAUGAAGAAGCUAAAAAAACAAUACAAAAUGAAUCAAAUAUUGAUUUUGUUAAACAACAUCUAAUGGGUACUUGUGUUCAUCUAAGUAAAUGUUUAACUUGUUUAUCAAUAACAAAAUCUCAAGAUUUAUUCUAUGAUUUAUCAAUUGGUUUUAAUGAUCAAUCUUCAACUAAUAAUGAAGAACAAAAAUGUUUUAGUUUACAAUCACUUAUCGAUCAUGCAUUUGCAUGGGAAUCAUUAAAUAAUGAAAAUCAACUUGCAUGUGAUAAAUGUCAAAUAAAACAAGAUGGUUUACGUCGAAUGUUUUUAACAUCACAUCCAAAUUAUCUUGUUUUAUUAUUAAAACGUUUUGUACAUAAUCGUCUUACAGGUAAAUAUGAAAAAUGUCUUGAUCGUACAACAUUACCAGAAUUAAUUAAAUUAUUAACUGUUAAUGAAACAUUUAUAUCAUAUCGAUUAAAAGCUAUUGUUGUUCAUCAUGGUUUAUCAAUGAAUAGUGGACAUUAUUAUGCAUUUGUUAAUUUUAAUAAUGAUGAUUUAAUUGAUAAAACAAAUACAAAUUAUAUUGGUUGGUGGCUUUUUAAUGAUACACAUGUUGAACAUUUAACAUUUGAAAAUGUUUAUGCACAUUUUCAACGUUUUCAAUCAGCUACACCAUAUGUUUUAAUAUUUGAAAAAGAAAUUCAAGAAAAAGAAACAAAUGUAACACAAUUACCGAUUAUAUCAUAUUUACAAACAUUAGUUGAUCGUGAUAAUCAACUUUUUACACAAGAACAAAAACGUCGUAGUCGUUCAUCGAGAUCAGCUGAUAUGUCUGAUGUAUCUGAACCUUAUUUAAGAAAUACAGGAUGUAAAGAUCAAAGUCCUGAUCGUGGACCACCUUGUAUUUUUUAG
This is a messenger RNA of Rotaria sordida, 2484 nucleotides long. The record is from the annotation of a GenBank genome assembly. Lineage: Eukaryota; Metazoa; Rotifera; Eurotatoria; Philodinida; Philodinidae.